UGGGUUCGGCGCCGAGUCGGAGCACAUCGGUUUGGGUGCACGAUCGACGCGCAUUGUGCGGUCGGCCGCCUUCGCGUUGCCGGCCGCUGCUGCCCCAACCUCCACUCCCCAUCUCGCAGUCCGCCACUGCUUCGUCUUCUCGUCCGAUCCCCUUCGAGCCCCGCCUCCACACGAACACCCCUUCGGCCGUUGUUGACCAACCUCACGCGUCCUCCUCCGGUACGUGGCCACCAGUUACAAUAUGCUCAACUGUUGCGAGUGGAAGCAACCCGACUGUUGCUGAUCAAACUGAGGGCGUCAGCCAUUAUGUUGCUUCAAAGGGUUUCAUGGUUUGCGUACGCACAGUCAGCAGGUCAAAGGUAGUGCUAUCUUUUCCAUGGACCAAAUUGUAGCUGGGCCUUGGCUUCAGCCUAGUUGAAGUACUUUGCUUGCCGCUCGCAGAGGCCACCCAUCUCUUGGUGGAUUUCAAUGUGGGCACUCAAGGUCUGAUCCCAACACCACCUCCAAAGUUCUGUGGAUUAUUCCUCAGCGCAUUAGUAUAUUGCUCCCUGUUCACCUUUUUAUCGAAACUAGUUCUGACGGACGGUGAUUAGUCCGAACUCCGGAAAAAUUUUCAGGGAAAUAGAAAGAAGGAUUUUGGACCAGUUUCAUUUUUUUGAACUAAAGCUCAACGUCCAAGACUUUAAAGAGAAGUAAUGAUCUUGUUCAAAAAUGAACAGAGAAUGUAUUGCCCUUUUUUUGGGGGAGUUAGGUGGGCUAAAUUCUCCCUUUCUUCUUCCUGCAUUCCUCAAAGGCGACGUGAAGUUGUGAGAUCUGGGUCUCCUUAUGAAUUGAGCUGGCUAACCGUACUUUACCAUUUGGUUAAGUCCAUCAUUGCCAGGUGAGCUGAGCUACGUACUGCCGGCAUGCACGCAGCCAUUGUGCACCGACCAGUAACAGUAACCAUAUGGGCUAUGGCAUGCAGCACACAUUCACCCCUCUAGCUAGCAUUAACAUGGGGGACAGAAGCACAGACGAACUUUAGCCCAGAGUUGGUUGGUUGCCACUCCGCUUCAGGGGAAAAAAAAAAUUAAGAGUCAGUUGAGACAGAUAAUCGCUUCUGGCAAAAGUACUGGCGGCACAAACAGUACUGUACAUGGAUUAGCUGCUAAUCAUGCAGAUUCAGGCACAGGCAUCGAGGCAGGGAGGCCCCCACCUGCCGGCAAAUCUACAUGGGGGUCCGUGUGGGAACGUGACGUAAACCGUCAAAGGGAAAAAGGUGCGGGGAAUCGAGUACCAACCUUGGGCCCCUCACCCUUUCCAACGGGGGAGCUGACUAGGCAUUGCUCUGGUGGCCCACAAAGCAGCCAAUGGCCUUCCGAUCCUACAGUCCUGCUGCGGCUACACCAGCUCGCUUUGGCUGCCAAAGACAAGAAGAGAAGAUUGGGAUAUUUCUAUUCUAUUCACCGAUAUAAAGCUACUGACGCAGGACACAGCAAAAGCAAAAGCCAAAGUUUGAGAGAGAGAGAGAGAGGGGUAAUAUAGCUUCAUGUGAAAGAUGACAAGAAUCCCAGCAUAAAAUAAUCUCCCAAACUUUGCUAUAAAGCCACAACCCCUCCCCCUCCUCCUUUCCCUCCCUCUCUCUCCUUCCUCAUGCGCGCGCCUGCCAUUAGCCCAGGCUGUGUACAUUAUUUGUAGCUGACCAUUCAUUCAUAUAGAGCUAGUUGAGCAGGCCUGGUUGGCUGUCCAUAAUUUUUGCUUCGGAUAGCAUUGCUGCCAGGCGACUGCAAAGCUCCAAGCAGACUUUUGCUGUGAGGAUUUUUUUGCGAGGAAGGGCAGAGGGAGCAAUGGCGCCAGUCAGUUUGCCUCCUGGUUUCAGGUUCCACCCCACUGACGAGGAACUCAUCAUCUGCUACCUUAAGAGGAAGAUCAACGGGAGACAGAUAGAGCUCGAAAUCAUUCCAGAGGUUGAUCUUUACAAGUGUGAGCCCUGGGAUCUGCCAGAAAAAUCAUUUCUUCCGAGCAAAGACCUUGAAUGGUACUUCUUCAGCCCUCGGGACCGCAAGUACCCAAAUGGAUCGAGGACAAACCGCGCAACAAAAUCUGGGUACUGGAAGGCAACUGGGAAGGACAGAAAAGUGAACUCGCAUAGGCGUGCAGUUGGUAUGAAGAAGACCCUGGUGUACUAUCGGGGCCGAGCUCCACAUGGUUCUCGCACUGAUUGGGUCAUGCAUGAGUACCGCCUCGACGAGAGGGAAUGCGAGACUGACACUGGCUUACAGGACGCAUAUGCUUUGUGCCGAGUGUUUAAGAAGACAGCGCCUGGGCCAAAAAUCAUAGAGCAUUAUGGCGCAGUGCACCACCCCAUCGAGCAAACUCAGUGGAUGGGAAGCAGCGUUGAGCGCUCCCCAACGCUGGACUUGUCCAGUGAUGUUAGAGGUGAUGACUUCGACAGCAGCAGUUUCUCGUUCCCGACAGAGGCGCCAAUGGACUCCUCCAUGCAUGGUGGGUUGUUCGGGAUGCAGAUGAGUGCACCUCACGAGGAUGCCAAAUGGAUGCAGUUUCUGAGCGAAGACGCCUUUAACGCAACCAAUCCUUUCUUCACGAAUCCAGCUUCUUCCAGCUUCUCAUGCCUCCCAUCCAAGGUGGAUGUUGCACUGGAAUGUGCAAGGCUUCAGCACAGGCUCUCAUUACCUCCCCUGGAAGUGGAAGACUUCCCACACGACGUCAGCCUCGACACAAAGGCGAGCGUGCUCCGCAGCAGCAACCCCAACAACGAGGUUGACAUCCUUCAAGAGUUCCUCUCCGUGGCGUCGGCCUCCCAGGAGCUAAUCAACGGAACCAGCAGCAGCUACGCUGCAGAAAUGUGGGCAGGCGCUGGCACGAGCAGCACCAGCGACACCCACUACGUCAACGAACUAUCUUCCCUCUUUGAGUUUGGGGUGAAGGCUAAAGAGGAGGCCGACAAUUUCUACCACAUGGACUGCAUUGGCACAUCUUCAGGCUUCUCACCGAAGCCGGUCCGUGUCGAUGAACCGGUUAGGUUGGUUGAGAUCGCUGACAUGGAGGAGUUCAAGGAAGAGAAGAGGCGAGUAGAGAACCUUAGAGGAGUGAGGCUGCACAACAAUGACGACCUAGGAGAGAUUCCAACAGACUGCUGCAUCACACAAUACCCCAUAUCGGACACUGCUGACAUUUCAGGAGAAGCCGGUCACCUGACCAAUCCCACUAGCGCCGGCGGCCUAGACACUGCACCCAUCUUCUCGCAAUCUCAACCUGACGACUUCGCUAUUGGGUUCAGUGACGACGCCGACCCCAAUGCAUCUUUCGACCUAUGCGAGAGGGUUGACGUCAAGCAUGGGCUCUUCGUCUCAACGGUGGGUGCGCCCAAGACGUUCUUCCACCACGUUGAGCCAUCGAAGAAGGUCAGCUUCCACCUGAAUAAUAAUCCCGUAGCAAGCGACGACGACGUCAGCAAGGCGACGACCGGGAAGUCCCGUUCACCCAUUAUUAGUGUGAUGACAACCAAAGAUAGUGGCAGCAGCUUUUCUGUUUUUAGCAAGUUGAAGGCGCUCAUCAGGGACAAAUUCCUGGUGAAGAAGCUGCCUUCAUCGUGCCAGAGGUCCUUGUUAGGCAGCAAAGAAACAGCGGCAGUGAGCGAGCUGCUGCAGAUGGUGGUGUCGUCGCUCCUCUUAACACCAACGGAGGUGACAGGCCCCACUACCGAGCAAGAAAAGUUGGCCAGGAAGGCGAUGAAGCCGGGACCCCGUCGUUGUGAUGGAAGCCAUGCGUGGCUUCUUCCACUCCCCAAAAGGAGCAAAGGCAUUUCCAGCAUGUUUUUUAGUGGGAAAUGGGCAUUUCUGACAUCCGCAUUGGCCAUCCGCGCUCCAGGUCCAGGGUGCAAUCACUGAAAGAAAGGUCUUCCUUCUGGUCAUAGCUCGUGUAAAAAUUAAAGUACGGCUCUUUAUAAUGCUACUGCUUAGGAAACUCGUAUCGGGUGCCAGUGCACGGGACGCAUAGUCUUUCGUGCAUCAGACAGUUAACAGCGGGUGUAUAACGGGAGAAAUGUCAUAAUUCGUAUUUAUUUUUUUUAUUCGUCCUUAUAUUAACACGUCUGAAGUCUAGCCCCCUGCUGUACAUCGAAACACAGUUCAUAAAUUGAAAUUUUAAUUUAUCCAUA
Molecule: messenger RNA, 4159 nt
Organism: Zea mays
Lineage: Eukaryota; Viridiplantae; Streptophyta; Magnoliopsida; Poales; Poaceae
Exons: 11
Coding region: 1827-3890 (687 amino acids)
Biological process (GO): regulation of DNA-templated transcription
Molecular function (GO): DNA binding
Source: RefSeq, a predicted model, not a curated record